CCCAUCCCUCCUCCCCCCGCCUGGUCCAUCCCUAGUCACCCGCCGCUGCAACUCAGUUACUCUCCCGACGGUCCGUAAGGGCAGGAUAAGAACCUACCACCCCUAUGCUCUCCUAAGUCACCGUCGCCUCUCCCUCUUUGCUAUGGCCUCCGCCUGCACCGUCUCUCUCUGCUCUCAUCCCAAGAUUCCGGCUGGGGCGGUCUCGCUUAAGCGUGGACGGCGAAGCCUAGUGUUGGGCGGUUCCUCCAGCUAUUGUGCGCACCAGGUGCUGUAUCCUGUGUUUUGUGGCUCGUUUAUUGAUAGGAGAAGAUGUUUCAGAUUGGUGACUUGGGCGGCUGCUUCUAGGGGUUCCGGAGCUCCGAGGCGGCCGGCCACCAGCCGGAGAGUGUACAGGGAAUCGCAGAGCGAGCGGCCUUUUCUUGGUGGCAUUCAAGGGAAGGAGAUUGCCUCAUUUGUUAUCCCUGUCGGUGUGUUUGUCACGGUUACACUAGUUUUAUGGAAAUUGGUGGAGAGAGUCGUCAUGCCAAAACCAUUGAAGCCAUCAGUAGCGGAGAAAAAAUCCUCUGCGCAAGGAAUGAAAUGGUCAAUUGCGGCAGGAACAAAUUUGUUGUCAGGAUUAGGUGCAAAGAUUGAAAGAGAGUCCAAGCAGAAGCUCAAUGAAUUUGCAAAAGAGCUCAGGUCAUUCAGAAGCGUUGACAUGUCAGGUUGCAACUUUGGGGAUGAAGGAUUGUUUUUUCUUGCUGAGAGCUUAGGGUACAAUCAGACUGCAGAGGAAGUGAAUUUUGCUGCUAAUGGAAUAACUGCUGUUGGAGUGAAGGCCUUUGAUGGUGUUCUUCAAUCAAAUAUAAUAUUGAAGACUCUUAAUCUUUCUGGAAAUGCUAUUGGAGAUGAAGGAGCUAAGUGCCUAUGUGAUAUUCUGGUGUACAAUUCUGGUAUUCAAAAGCUCCAGCUAAACAAUGCUGACUUAGGGGAUGAGGGAGCCAAAGCUAUUGCCGAUAUGUUGAAGGGAAAUUCAACUAUAUGUGUUCUUGAACUCAACAACAAUAUGAUUGACUAUUCUGGAUUUGCAAGUAUUGCUGGAGCGCUUCUUGAGAAUAACUCUAUACAAAAUUUACAACUCAAUGGCAAUUAUGGUGGUGCCCUUGGGGCUGCUGCUUUGGCUAAAGGGCUUGAAGGGAACAAGUCUUUGAGGGAACUUAGUUUACAUGGAAAUUCUAUUGGAGAUGAAGGAGUGCGUGCUUUGAUAUCAGGUUUACCUUCACGUAAAGGGAAACUUGCACUGCUUGACAUUGGCAACAAUAGUAUUAGCUCAAAAGGUGCCUUCCAUGUUUCUGAAUACAUUAAGAAAAGCAAGAGUCUGCUGACAUUGAAUCUUUACAUGAAUGACAUUGGAGAUGAGGGGGCUGAAAGAAUCGCAGAUGGUUUGGAGCAAAAUCGCACAAUAACAUACUUAGACCUGGGGGGAAAUAACAUCCAUGCCAAGGGGGUCAGUGCUAUAGCUGAAGCUUUGAAAGAUGAACUUGCCAUUAUAUUUCUUGAUCUUGCUUAUAACCCUAUUGGGCCUGAUGGAGCAAAGGCUUUAUCUGAGGUUCUUAAGUUUCAUGGGAAGAUAAAAACCCUCAAGCUUGGUUGGUGUCAGAUAGGAGCAAAGGGUGCAGAGUUCAUAGCAGAUACUUUGAAAUAUAAUACUACCAUAUCAACCUUGGACUUGCAGGCAAAUGGACUUAGAGAUGAGGGUGCAGUCUGCCUGGCUCAGAGCUUGAAAGUUGUUAAUGAAGCGUUAACAUCACUUGAUUUGGCAUUUAAUGAAAUUAGGGAUGAAGGGGCUUUUGCCAUUGCUCGGGCACUCAAGGCUAAUGAAGAUGUGGCAGUUACAUCUCUAAACCUAUCCAGGAACUUCCUUACAAAAUUUGGACAGAGCGCUCUCACCGAUGCAAGAGACCAUGUAUAUGAGAUGAGUGAAAAGGAAGUCAAUAUUUUUUUCUAAGGGACUUCCCCUUGAAUACAUUUUUGUGCGUUUUUUAAACAGGUCCAUUCUUUUGGUUACUCCUUGCGGCAUGUAUGCGGAAGUAAUUAUUGAGCUUUUAGUGGGUCAUUGUUGAGGGAUUGUUGUAAAUUUGAGGGGGAGAGAUUGUAGUUAGCUUCAUCAAUAAUAUAAUUUUUCAUCUUACCUCUUCCAGAAA
Malania oleifera is the source of this 2183-nucleotide messenger RNA. RefSeq lists its product as uncharacterized. The transcript is spliced from 18 exons. The coding region runs from base 143 to 1987 and encodes 614 amino acids. Gene Ontology annotation, molecular function: GTPase activator activity; small GTPase binding. Gene Ontology annotation, cellular component: nucleus; cytosol; perinuclear region of cytoplasm. Gene Ontology annotation, biological process: nucleocytoplasmic transport; activation of GTPase activity. The record is from RefSeq and is a predicted model, not a curated record. NCBI's taxonomy places the organism in Eukaryota, Viridiplantae, Streptophyta, Magnoliopsida, Santalales, Ximeniaceae.